UUUGUUUUGGAUCCUGGCUUCUCAAUAAGUGACCCUCAUCCUUCAUGUUGGCAAUUCGUGAAGGAUGCGGUCACUGGAAGGACUGAGCGCAUUCAGGAGCCUGGAGGAGCUCAUUUUAGACAACAAUCUGCUCGGAGACGACCUCGUGUUGCCAGGGUUACCCCACUUGCACACCUUAACCCUCAACAAGAACCAAAUUACCGACUUGGAGUACCUCCUUGAUCACCUGGCAGAGGUGACACCAUCCUUAGAGUACCUCAGCCUUCUGGGAAACGUGGCAUGUCCCAAUGAGCUGGUCAACUUGGAGAAGGAUGAGGAAGACUAUAAGAGAUACAGGUGCUUUGUUCUGCACAAGCUGCCCAAUUUGAAGUUUCUGGAUGCCCAGAAAGUCACCAGACAAGAACGGGAGGAGGCAUUGGUCAGAGGGGCCUUCAUGAAGGUGGCGAAACCCAAGGACUUCAGAGACAGCCAAUAUCACCAACCCCAGCCAAGUACAGCAGAUGAAGUCUUUGUGAGACCCUGGGGUCAGUUACUGGCCAUCCUGCCUUGCCCACAUUCAUGUCUGCACUGCACAAAACAGAUCUUGAUUUAUCUUGCCCUCAUUUGCUUGGGGAUUGGAAACUGUAAGGCUGCUGAUAGAACGCUGAAGACGUACUAACUGUGUUGUUCGUGUCCUGGGAUGCUGUACUCUGUAUGUGCCUGGCUCUGAGCCCUGUACGCAUAGAAGGAGGGACCCACUGACACCUUUUACAUAUGAUGGGGUUCAGUCCCAAAGCAGUUUGUGAAGCUGCCUAAAGUCACUGGGUCAUGAAUUCCUGAGCUGGAAUUUUAGCCUUAUGUCUGAAAUGGGGCCUAGUCUCUUCUUCAACAACUCUGCUGUUGUAGCCCUGGAGAGAGAUCAAUAUUUCCCCUGGAGAUGUCUUGACACAGUUGAAACUUCUCAGGGGAGCCUGAGUGAGAACGGACUGUUUUUCUGCAUGGGGAUAGGGAGAGGUGGAAUCUCCUCCUGCCUUUGAACAUGAUGGCGAUGGGUUCCUUAAACCCUGCCAUCAGCUGUCCGAGUCAUUAGCAACACGAGCAGAAGGGCUCCUCCUCAGCGUUCCCAAUUAGCUUCUAAUCAAUUAUAGAAUUAGCACAUGCUUCUGUGAUUGACUCUAAUGCCCUUACUAACUGUAUUACACUUAAAAAUGCUCAUUAAUUAUUUGAGAAGGGAGACAAAAAUGCCCUUGACAGAGAAGCCUGGGGAUCUUGGCUUCCGUUUCUGUGGUGCCUUGAGAUUUCCUAGUAGGAGAUCCCUUCUGUUGCUUUGUGCUUGAGGAGUCUGGGAGGGUCAGAAGCCUAAGGUUCUGAUGAGGUGCAGUUAGGACCCAAACCAGGGUUCUUGGAGUUCUGUUUAAGGGAUUUUAUGUAAUGAUCCUUCAAGAACCCAAGAAGAAUCCAUGCUGUUACUGGUUUAUCAUACCGCACGCCUGCUGAAUGGUGGGAGAUUCCCUUUUGUCUGUUAUUUUCUGAGAUACACAGUGGUAUUUUUCUUGCAGAUAGAAGGGACCCAAAUGAGCUCUUUGCUGAAUUAAUAAACUGGCAUUCAGACAGC
This is a messenger RNA of Mus caroli (Ryukyu mouse), 1594 nucleotides long. NCBI's taxonomy places the organism in Eukaryota, Metazoa, Chordata, Mammalia, Rodentia, Muridae. The record is from RefSeq and is a predicted model, not a curated record.